Aspergillus mulundensis is the source of this 255-nucleotide messenger RNA. RefSeq lists its product as uncharacterized. Lineage: Eukaryota; Fungi; Ascomycota; Eurotiomycetes; Eurotiales; Aspergillaceae. The transcript is spliced from 2 exons. The record is from RefSeq and is a predicted model, not a curated record. Bases 1 to 255 code for a protein of 84 amino acids.
AUGCGUCUUACAGGAAUCGCCUUGGCUAUUUUCGCUAGUGCUCAAGCUGCCACUGCCAGCCUUGCCUCUGCACGCGCCUUGGACUCUGUCGCUCUCCCCGUCAGCGCCGCCACCCACGUUCCUGUCCUUGCCAGAAGCGACGACGGAGAGCAGAAGCCGCAGUUCAGAGUCCAAGAUUGCGACAAAAAGGACAAGUAUAUCCGGUGCGGAAAAUGCAACGGGACAAAAUGCAAAGUUGACGGGAGUAAUAUGUAA